This is a messenger RNA of Nestor notabilis (Kea), 445 nucleotides long. RefSeq names its product synuclein, gamma (breast cancer-specific protein 1) (gene SNCG). The transcript is spliced from 3 exons. Gene Ontology annotation, cellular component: neuronal cell body; cytoplasm; axon terminus. The record is from RefSeq and is a predicted model, not a curated record. Gene Ontology annotation, biological process: synaptic vesicle endocytosis; synapse organization; chemical synaptic transmission. NCBI's taxonomy places the organism in Eukaryota, Metazoa, Chordata, Aves, Psittaciformes, Psittacidae. Gene Ontology annotation, molecular function: cuprous ion binding. The annotation marks the transcript as partial.
CCUUCAUCCAGCAGAGGAGUAAGAGCAAAGACAGAGACUGGCAGAGAAACCGAGUAUCCACUGAGGGCAAGGCUGCAGUCCCAGUCUCGAGGUGCUUUUUGCUGCUGUCCCUCACUCAGAUCAUCCAUAUAAUAUACCCUAGCAAGCAACAAGAAUGGAUGUCUUUAAGAAAGGUUUCUCCAUUGCUAAAGAAGGUGUGGUAGCUGCUGCAGAAAAGACCAAGCAGGGAGUGACAGAGGCUGCAGAGAAGACUAAAGAAGGGGUGAUGUAUGUAGGUACCAAAACCAAGGAAGGCGUAGUGCAAAGCGUGACCUCAGUUGCUGAGAAGACCAAAGAGCAGGCCAAUGUGGUGGGAGAAGCUGUAGUAGCCAGUGUGAACACAGUGGCAAACAAGACUGUAGAAGGAGCAGAGACCAUCGUGGCCACUACAGGAGUUGUAAAAAAG